Molecule: messenger RNA, 1934 nt
Organism: Bombina bombina (fire-bellied toad)
Lineage: Eukaryota; Metazoa; Chordata; Amphibia; Anura; Bombinatoridae
Gene: PRMT1
Product: protein arginine methyltransferase 1
Exons: 11
Coding region: 49-1161 (370 amino acids)
Cellular component (GO): nucleus
Molecular function (GO): protein-arginine N-methyltransferase activity
Source: RefSeq, a predicted model, not a curated record
CAUCUUUAGGCUUCUUGUGUAGUGGUCGAGAGAACGAGAGGCUGCAAGAUGGCUGACGCGACUAUGGAGGUAAAUGAUGUGAACUUUGUAGCCAAGUUGGCCAAUGGAAUGAGCCUACGGACUCCAAUUGAAGAUGUGUCUUCUGCUCAGCCAGAAAGCAGUGUGAAACCAUCUGCUGAAGAAAUGACUUCAAAGGACUACUACUUUGAUUCGUAUGCACAUUUUGGUAUUCAUGAGGAAAUGUUGAAAGAUGAAGUUCGGACACUGACUUACAGAAACUCAAUGUUUCACAACCGACAUCUUUUCAAAGAUAAGGUAGUCUUGGAUGUGGGAAGUGGCACAGGAAUUCUCUGCAUGUUUGCAGCAAAGGCUGGAGCAAAGAAGGUCAUUGGGAUUGAAUGCUCAAGUAUAUCAGACUAUGCCAUCAAGAUUGUAAAGGCAAACAAGCUAGAUCAUGUGGUUACAAUUAUUAAAGGAAAGGUGGAAGAAGUAGAACUUCCAGUGGAAAAAGUUGACAUAAUAAUCAGCGAGUGGAUGGGAUAUUGCCUCUUUUACGAGUCCAUGUUGAACACAGUCAUAUAUGCACGGGACAAAUGGCUGACACCAGAUGGUCUAAUAUUCCCUGACCGUGCUACUCUUUAUGUAACUGCUAUUGAAGAUAGGCAGUACAAAGACUACAAGAUCCAUUGGUGGGAGAAUGUUUAUGGAUUUGAUAUGUCAUGCAUAAAGGAUGUAGCUAUUAAGGAGCCUCUCGUUGAUGUUGUUGACCCCAAGCAGCUGGUUUCAAAUUCUUGUCUCAUUAAGGAAGUGGAUAUUUAUACUGUGAAAGUUGAUGACCUGAGCUUUACAUCUCCUUUCUGCCUCCAAGUGAAGCGAAAUGACUACAUCCAUGCCCUGGUUGCUUACUUCAACAUAGAAUUUACACGUUGUCAUAAAAGGACUGGAUUCUCAACAAGUCCAGAGUCCCCCUAUACUCACUGGAAGCAGACAGUUUUCUAUAUGGAAGACUACCUCACAGUUAAAACUGGAGAGGAGAUAUUUGGUACCAUAAGCAUGAAGCCAAAUGCCAAAAACAAUCGUGACCUGGAUUUUACGGUUGAUAUUGACUUCAAGGGUCAGCUCUGUGAGCUGUCAUGUUCUACAGAUUACAGAAUGCGUUAAUGUCCAGAAGCUGACCAGCCUGAGAACCUAAACACAACACAUGUAUACAUUUAGCUGUGUGGUUUUAUUUACAUAUAGCAUACAAGUUUUUUACCUCCCGCUGCUAGCCACUAAGAGGAAGAGAAUUUAUUUUUUACCUCUGACCAGUGUUAUGUAAAUUUGGCUCUACUAAAGCAUUGGCUGUGGCAUCCAGUGUCCUAGGCUUGGGAUUUUUCUCUUCCUAAUUAAAACUGGAUUUAACUGUAUACAUAGUGAGAGGCUCUAACAACUUUUUUGCAACUUUUAAGAAUUGCACUGUCACUUGUGUCCCAUUUCUUCAUGCAAUGAACUGGGUUUGUUUCAGAAUUCGUAUCCUGUCUAGAAUUCCUAAAUUACUGCUAGUCUAGCAUUUAUACAUUUUAUCAGUGAAGGACGCCCAUGAGAUCUAAUAAUACUUCUAGUAUGACUUCAGGACUGCUUAUGUAGGCAAUAGGUUGAAGUAAUAAUUUCAGCUUGCCAAGUUUGUAUCCAUGCAUAAAUAUAAAAAAAAAUAUAUAUUUUUUUUUGAACCACAUGUUUAUGCAACCCAGAAGAGUUGGGAUAGGGAAACUAUUUGCAUUUUUGUGCUAUGUGUAUUUUUUUUUUGUUUUGUAAGACCUUUCAGAAAUUUUAUAUGGAAGGGUCCUUUUUUAAUUUUGUCCAAAUAACGCCUCAAAAGCUACCCAUUGUUAAUGUUUCAUAACUUAUGGUUUUUAUAUGGUUACAUUCGAAAUGAAAUUAAAAGGUUAACUGCU